This is a messenger RNA of Bubalus bubalis (water buffalo), 2999 nucleotides long. RefSeq names its product testis expressed basic protein 1 (gene TSBP1). Bases 194 to 2779 code for a protein of 861 amino acids. NCBI's taxonomy places the organism in Eukaryota, Metazoa, Chordata, Mammalia, Artiodactyla, Bovidae. The record is from RefSeq and is a predicted model, not a curated record. The transcript has 32 exons.
UCUGCUUAGGUCCGAUCAACCUGAGCCACACAAUUCCUCUGUGACUCUCUGCAUCCUUGUUUACAAGGGCCUCCCCCAAAUCCAAGUUCAUACUGCUCAGAAACAGUGAGCUUGGGGUGUUUAUUUUAUCUUGAUCUCCCUCUGACAAAGAAAUCCAGAUGACACAGAACCCACUGAAGACAAUACCUGGAACAUGGCAGUCUUGGAAAUAGUUUUGGCUGUUAUCCUGACUCUACUGGGAUUUGCCAUUCUCGCUAUUUUGUUAACAAGAUGGACACGGCACAAGCAAAAUGAAAUUGAUAUCUCAAGAUACAGUUCUGAACAAAGUGCUGGUCUGCUGGACUAUGAGGAUGACAGAGAUUUUUCUUCUCCAAGAUCUAAAAGAGGAAGAGGAUUCCGGAAUUUAUACUCAACAGAAAGUGACAUUUCAUAUGAUAAUCGAGAGGGAUACAACAGAAAUUACACGCCAUCAACCAGUUCCCUCGUUUUACCUCAAGAAUCUGUGAGUGAUACAAAUGACUUAAAAGCAACUCCAGAACUUUUACCUGGCACUGUAGGACCCAUAACUGGAACUAUUGGCCCAAUAAUGCAAUUCACAGCACCUAUUCCUGGAGCUACAGGACCUAUCAAGCUCUCUCAAAAGACCAUCGUGCAAACUCCAGGACCUAUUGUACAAUAUACUGGACCCAGUGCUGAAACUUCAGAAACAACCUCGGAAUCAACUCCUUAUGCAGUCAAUGGGCCAGCUCCACAAGCCCUCACUUGUCCACCUUCAAUGCUCAGGGGUCUGCCCCCAGCACCCAUAAUGAUUUCACAGAGAACCUCAACAAGACCUGAAAAAUCUAAAGUAAGGCAAGAACCACCAACACAGGUAGCAGUACCUAUCAUUACUCCAGUACCUAUUGUAAUUGGUCCAGUGGCAGCUGUGGACAGUUCUGGAAAAGUCACACUAUCUCCUAUGGUUAUAUUUCCAGGUUACAUGGAUGGAGAACUUAUAAAAAAAUCAGAUUCCAAAGCCCAGAUUCUAAAAAGUGGAAGCACUACAAAGUUUCAGAGUAGCCAAGAAGAAAACAAGGAAGAACUACAGAAAAAAAUCUCAUUUACAGAUUCUGAUGAAGUCGUGAUAGCAGAGCACAAAAGAGAAUUAAGCAAUUUCCAAGAUGUUGAGUUGCAGAAACGUAAGAUAGAAAUGGAAGUCAAGGUAAAAGACAGUAAUGCUGAGAUAAUGAAAAGACAGGAAUCCCAAGAAAAAGUGAGAGACAUGAAAAUGCCAAGAGAAGCAGCAGCCCAGGUAGAGAAGAGUGAGGCUGAAAUACAGCAAGGACAGGAAGCCAAAGUAGAAAAGAAUGAGGCCGCAACAGCACAAGGACAGGAAGCCCAAGUAAAGAAAAGUGAAGUCAAAAUACCAAAAGGACAGGAAGCCCAAAAAGAGGAGAGUGAAGCCAAAAUACCAAAAGGACAGGAAGCCCAAGUAGAAAAGAGUGAGGCCCAAGUUCCACAAGGACAGGAAGCCCAAGUAGAGGAACGUAAAGUUGAAAUACCACAAGGACAGGACGCCCAAGCAGAGAAAAGUGAAGCCAAAAUACCAAAAGGACAGGAAGCCCAAGUAGAAAAGAGUGAGGCCCAAGUUCCACAAGGACAGGAAGCCCAAGUAGAGGAACAUAAAGUUGAAAUACCACAAGGACAGGACACCCAAGCAGAGGAAAGUGAAGCCAAAAUACAAAAAGGACAGGAUGUCGAAGUGGAAAAGAGUGAGACCAAAGCAUCACAAGGACAGGAAGUCCAAGUAGAGAAAAGUGAAUCCAAAAUACCAAUAGGACAGGAAGCCCAAGUAGAAAAGAGUGAGGCCAAAGUACCACAAGGACAGGAAGCCCAAGUAGAGAAAAGUAAAGCUGAAAUACCACAAGGACAGGACGCCCAAACAGAGGAAAGUGAAGCCAAGAUACCAAAAGGACAGGGGCCCAAAGUAAAGAAGAGUGAAACCAGAAUACCAAAAGGACAGGGGUCCCAAGUAAAGAAGAGUGAAACCAGAAUACCAAUAGGACAAGGGUCCCAAGUAAAGAAGAAUGAGACCAGAAUACCAAUAGGACAAGGGUCCCAAGUAAAGAAGAAUGAGACCAGAAUACCAAUAGGACAAGGGUCCCAAGUGAAAAAGAAUGAGACCAGAAUACCAAUAGGGCAGGGGUCCCAAGUAAAGAAGAGUGAAACUAGAAUACCAAUAGGACAAGGGUCCCAAGUAAAGAAGAAUGAGACCAGAAUACCAAUAGGACAAGGGUCCCAAGUAAAGAAGAAUGAGACCAGAAUACCAAUAGGGCAGGGGUCCCAAGUAAAGAAGAGUGAGACCAGAAUACUAAAAGGACAGGGGUCCCAAGUAAAGAAGAGUGAAACUAGAAUACCAAUAGGGCAGGGGUCCCAAGUAAGGAAGAAUGAGACCAGAAUACCAAUAGGGCAGGGGUCCCAAGUAAAGAAGAGUGAGACCAGAAUACCAAUAGGGCAGGGGUCCCAAGUGAAGAAUGAAACCAGAAUACCAAUAGGGCAGGGGUCCCAAGUAGAGAAGAGUGAGACCAGAAUAUCAAAUGGACAAACAGCCCAAGAAAAGGAGAGUUCAGAAGACAAAGAAAAGCAAGACAAUGAAAAGAGAGAUACAGGGAAAGAUAAAGAAGAAAAUGAUGCCAAAAACAAGAAUGUUCAUGGAGAAAAGGACAAAGUUCAAGGAAAUAAUAACUUGACAAUCAAGGAUAAAAAAGUGGAAACUUCACAAAGGCGCAAAACCAAGUAAAGCUUUCCUUGCUUGUAAAGUACAACAAAAAGGAAGAGCAGUGGUAAAUAAAAGGCCCAUAAGACAACUGAUUAUUAUGACUUCUGUCCUCCAAAUACAAGUCAUAUCCUAGCCACUACUCAACUGUAUCAUAGUAGAUUGCCUUUAAACUAUACAUCUGCAGAGUUUCUGCUAUUCGGAAGUUUCAACAGUUUUAGACCUCUUCAGUCACAAACCUCAA